CACCUUACACAUGACAGACGAGUGGAAAUGAAGUGUUUAUACAUCUAUAUAUAAAGGAAGCCAAUUUUUUAAAUGUUUCUAUUGCAUUGUCGCGAGCCAAGUCUGAAAUUAUGGCUCGCCUAUGGGUAGUGUGCGUUCUCGCCUUUUCAUUGGCUAGCGUUGCUUCGGGCCGGCGGAGGCGACAAAGUAGUGAAGGCUUCGGUGGCAAUGGCGACGACACAGGCGACUUUCGCGGAGCUGGAGGCUACAGCAGUGGCGCUUAUGCUGACUUGAGCAGUAGCUUCCCGGGAAGAGGCGCCUACGAUGCUGACUUCUUCAGCAGCGGCACUGGUUUCAGAAAUGGCGCUUACGGCAACUACGGCUAUGGUAGUGGUUAUGGCAGUGGUGCCUACGGGAGUAGGUACCCUGGCCUCUUUAAUGGAGGGUAUGGCCUUGGCGGUGUCGGAGGGGGCUACGGCGGGGCUGUAAUCAGCGGACGCCGCGGUGGCAGUGGAUUUGGGGGUGGCUACGGCGGCAGGGGAGGCGGCAGAGGCCUCGGUAGUGAGGAAUUCAGUGGAGGCUCCGGCACUGGGGGAUUCGGCGGAGGCUACGGCAGUGGUGGAGCCGUUGGAGUUCCCACUGGAGGCGAAGGCGGCGCAGGCUUCGUUGGUCCCUCCAGCGGAGCCGGUGCAGGCGAAAUCAACGGGGAUGGGAGAGUCGGCGGAGUCAGCGGUGGAAUCGGUAGUGGAGCAUUCGGUGGAAGCCACUCGGGUGGCAUAACCGGUAGAGGCCACUCGGGUGGCAGAGUCAGUGGAAGCUACGGGGCCAACUUAGUCAGCGGAAGCCACGGUACUUUGGGUUUCGAUGGAGUCAAUGCUGGUGGUGGAGCCGGUGUGGGCUAUAGUUUAGGCGGAGUCAGUGGAAGCAUCGGUAAUGGAGGAUUCGGCGGAGCCCACUCGGGUGACAGAACUGGUAGAGGCCACACUGGAGGCAGAGUCAGUGGAAGCUACGGGGCCAACGGAGUCAGCGGAAGCUAUGGUAGUUGGGGUUUAGGUGGAGGCCAGGCUGGUCGUGGUGCCGGUGCGGGCUACGGUUUAAGAGCAGUGAGCAGAAGCCUCGGUAAUUGGGGAUUAGGUGGAGGCCACGCCGGUGGUGGAGCCGGUGUGGGCUACGGUUUAGGCGGAGUCAAUGGAAGCCUCGGUAAUGGCAGACGAGGUGGAGGCCGCGCCGGUGGUGGAGCCGGUGCGGUCUACAGUUUAGGUGGAGUCAGUGGAAGCCUCGGCAAUGGUAGAUUAGGUGGCGGCCACGCUGGUGGCGGAGCCGGUGCGGGCUACAGUUUAGGCGGAGUCAGCGGAAGCCUCGGUAAUGCGGGAUUAGGUGGAGGCCACCACGCUGGUGGUGCAGUAGGCAUGGGCUACGGUGGUCGCGCCGUCGGUGGGGCGCCGUCGGCUGGUGGUCGAGGCAGUGAAGGCGGCAGAGGAGCGGGCAGUGGCUACGGCCGGGGCGGAAUCAACGGUGGUUACGGGGGCAGCGAAGUCGGCGGAGGCUACGAUGGUGGUUCUGGCUACGGGUCUGGUCUGGGAGGCCGCAAUGGCCGCCAAAGUAGCAGACAAAUUUGGCGUCAGCAGCAGCUAGAGCAACGUCGACAGCAGCAGCAGCAGCGACUACAACGCCGACGACUACAGCUGCAGCAGCGACAACAACAACAACGAGAGCGUCAGCAACGGUGGCGAGAACAACGACGACAGCGGAAGCAGGAGCAGCAGCGACAACGACAACAACGACUGCAGCAGCAGCAGCAGCAAGACCGACGACCGCAGCAACAGGAGGAGUAGUACGGACGUACACUCCAUAGUUAACUUCCAGUAUAAGCAACUGGAGACGUGCUGACGGGAAGGCCCCACUGGUACAAAUAAAUAAGUUUUCUCUAACUC
Molecule: messenger RNA, 1913 nt
Organism: Dermacentor silvarum
Lineage: Eukaryota; Metazoa; Arthropoda; Arachnida; Ixodida; Ixodidae
Exons: 2
Coding region: 111-1814 (567 amino acids)
Source: RefSeq, a predicted model, not a curated record